Molecule: messenger RNA, 8132 nt
Organism: Xyrichtys novacula (pearly razorfish)
Lineage: Eukaryota; Metazoa; Chordata; Actinopteri; Labriformes; Labridae
Source: the annotation of a GenBank genome assembly
CUUCACUUAAUUGUAUAAAUGUUGUAGAGACGUGCACCGCCGUGCGUAAAAUGGUACGCUCCACCUAUAGCCUUUAACUGCCAGCAAAGCUCAUUAAGUCCCUCACUUAUCUCUGAGUCACGACGAAGAUGAGCCACGGAGACCGCUACACUUCUUCAUCCUACAGGAAGAUCUUCGGGGAGUCUCCCAGGUUUUCCUCCUCCACCUACCGCAUGAGCAGCUCCUCUCCCCGGGGCUCCCCGGUGCUCCGGUCAAUGGCUGUGUCCUCCCGCAACAGCGCCAGCUCUCUCAGCUUGUACAGACGGACAGGCCGCUCCUCCUUCUCCUUCAACCCAAUGACCACCGACUCCUUGGACUUGACCCAGACUUCUGUGGCCAACAAUGAACUCAAAGUUAUCAGAACUAACGAGAAGGAGCAGCUGCAGGUGGGUGUAGCAGACGGAAAAAAAUAAUUCGCUUCUUUCACGUGUAUUUCCUGCUCAAAAAUAUUUAGUUCAACUUUGUAAUCCAAGUUUAUAACACCAAUGGUAAUCCAUAGUGUGAAGUUUGAGAUACUGGGGCGCAAAAUGAGUUUUGGUACUUCAACAAAUUAGAAAAAGUUGAUUUUAUUCGUAAUUUAGUACAAAGAGGUAAACUAUCCUAUAUUCCUCACAGUAAGGUAAAUAUUUCCUCCUGUUUUCUGUUUUAUUUCUUGUGUGGCAUGGCAUGAAGACACUGAGCACUGCCAAGGUGUUACUGAAGCAGGCAGUUUUAGCAGAGGCUUCUAGCUUGCUUGUAUUUUGGGGUCAAUGUUUCCCAUCUUCUUCAUGAAAGUAUUCCACAGUUUGGCCAAUCCAGUGCAGUAAGGCCAGAUACUCAGCAGGCCAUUUGGUGGUAGUUUUGGUGCUGUGGGUAGGUGCUAAGUGCUGAUGAAAAAGAGUGUCAAUGUCACUGAAAGGGCUGUCAGUGGAAACAUGACCUGCUCUUUGUAGACAGCUGUUUUAUCUUUAAAAUUGGAUAAAACACAGCAGACCUAAAGCAGCAUAUGACAUGACAUCAUCUCAGACUGGGGAAACUUCAGACUGGACUUCAAGCACCUUGGAUUCUGGGUCUCUCCAAUCUUCCUUUCUCCAGACUCUGGGAGCUUGACUGCCAACAGAGAUGCUUCAUUUACUUUCAUCUGAAAGGAGGACUUCAUUUCACUGAUCACUGAGCAGCGGUCCAGAUCUUUUCCUCCUUCCUCCUUGACUCUUCCUGAUGUUCCUCUCAAGGCUGCCGUCAUCCUUGUUGUUUGGUCACCUUCUCUUCCCACAAUUUCUCCCUCCAGUCACACUAAUACAAACUCAUGAAACCCUCACAGCAAUAACCCUCCAUGAUGGGUGUCAGUGCUCUUCAUCCUCUGGACAGCUGAAGUCAGAAGUCUUGAUUGUUGUUACUCAACCAGACUAAGAGAUACUCAGUAUUUUUAUAGCUGUGGGCCAUAAUUAACAAAAUACUAAAAGCAUUUUAUGUGCAACGAGUUUAGAUUACAAUGAAGUUUUCUUUUGUUAAAUUAUUGAUGGGAAAUAUUAAACUUACAAUAUCCUGAUUUGGUGGGAUGCACCUGUAUAUUAAAAGCUUUAAAGUAAGACAUUGUUCCUCAGUAACCGUCAUUUUUACAGUGUUUUAUACAGCUGAUGUAAAAUGUUGUCCAUAUUAAGGUCUUUAAGCCGUCUUCUAGGAAACAGAGACUGAUGUCCUGGACCUCAGGUACGGGGUUAGGUGGUUAAUUGCAUUUACCUGAUAAAGUAAAUUAGUUUAUAUAGAUAGAAACUGGGCUACUAUUGUCACAGGGAUGCCUUUCUUAAUGUUAUCAAGCCUGUAACUGGUGUAUCGACUCUUUAAACAAUCUUUGUCAUCAGCCUUGAUGGAUGGACUAAUAAUUCUUGGCAUUGUGUGAAUCAGAUGACAAAGCAAAUGUCCACAGGCCUUCUUUCCAUUUAGUUUAGAUAUGAAGUUUGAGAAACUCCAAGGGUUUGUUGCUGAUAGUCUCUUUGAAGGUAAAGCACCACUCACAACUCUGCGAGUAGGCCCUAGUUCAGUGGGCAUCUUGCAGGUCUAAAACUAAUCAAGUUCAUCCCCCAAGUUAAGAAUGAACUCUUCAUAACUGGUGAAAUGAGUGGAGGUCUUGGUGAUAAAUUAUGUUUGAUGCAGUAGAUUUUGUAGCAAGUUUAAGGUUAAUUGAAUCAACAUAUUUGGAAAAUUACCGCCGAGUUUUGGGUUAAAAUGACAUCAAUCCUGUUCCCCAGGGCCUGAAUGACCGCUUCGCCAUGUUCAUCGAUAAAGUGCGUAACCUGGAGCAGCAGAACAAAAUGUUGGAGAUGGAGCUGUUGACGCUGCGACAGAAACAGGGCGAGCCGUCCCGCGUCGCUCUGCUGUACCAACAGGAGAUGAGAGAGCUGAGGUCACAGGUGGAGGAGCUGAACCGAGAGAAGAACCGCGUCCUGAUCGAGAGGAACAACGUGGAGGAUGAGCUGCAGGUAGAACACAUGAGUGAAGGGGGUUGGUGGUUUAGCUUGACUGGUGAAGCAGGUACCUCAUGUAGAGAGAUCACAGUUCUCUGAUUUAACUGUUGAUUUUGUGCCAUUGGAUUAAAAGUGAGAGUGAGAUGAGAGUGUUGGGACACUGAAAAUUUUAACAUUAUUUAAUCUGUCCAGUAGCAAGAGUUAAGAGUGCCCAGUGUUUGUCCUCAAGAAGUGCUUAUUUUUUUGUACCGACAGCCUCAAAUAAUUAUUUCAGUGUCUGACAACAAUACACAAAGAACCUUGCACAGAAACAACGAACAUAAAGCCGUUUAUCAGAUAGCUCAUGAGAUUUACUGAUCAAUGACUGCCCGAUCGCUCCACUCUCUGUGGGAGUUCUACAUUUUUUCUGUUAUACAAGAUAUCUGUUUGAUCCAAACUUUUCUUUAAACACAAAAAAUUAAUAAUUACACAUGCAAGUGAUCCAAUUUAGGUGGUACGUAUAAAGCCAAAUUCAAUUAGGGAGUCAACUUUAUCCUCUAUAACAAUAUUUAUAGCUCGGUAAAUUCUUAAUCAGGUUUGUUAAACCAUGAGCAUUUGCCAUGAAUCAAGUAUAUCUGAAUAAAAUCUGUGUUUGUGAAACAAUAAAUUAAGCAUUUUUGAAUGCCCUAAUGCAUAACAGCAAUGUAUAUAUAUUGUUAAUAUUCAUAUUUAAAAUACACCUGUAUUUCAAAUAUAAAACACCUAAAAUUCACCAACAUGAUAGUUUUUUUAAAAUGCAAAAUGGUGAUAUUAUUAUUUUUUUCAAAUUUAAAAAUCAAUCACAAACAUUUUCAGUAAACAUUAUUCAAUGAUCCCCACAUGAUCACAAAAAGAUCAAUAAAGUUCUAUCCCAUCUUAGUUAAUCUUACUUACAAACAUAUAUGCAUUUGCAUUUAUAUUACAUAUAUAUGCAAAUGCAUAUAUAAACCAUAUUUUAUAAUAGUACUAUUGCACAGUAUCAUGAACUUAAUGUGAAUCUAAACAAUAGUUAAGAGUAGAAUAGAAAAUAAAAGAAAACCCUUUAGCAUUAUUGUACCUGUACAAAAAAAUUAUAUUAAAAAAAAAAAACUACAGCUGUACUUAGUGCAAGUUAAAGUAAUACAAACAAAAACACCUGAUAACACAUGUAAACAAACUACAAGUUAACAAGUACAAGUAAAACACUAGAUAUUUUCCUGAGAAACACAAUCAAUAAUCAUAAAAAUAAUGCUAAGUUAUAAAAAUAAGUUCAAUCACUAAUCUGUUAAAUAUGGAUGUUGCUAUUGCACUUCAUGUCAUUUUAAGCCACCCGGACUGAAAACGUAGGAUUUUCCUGGCUGAAAAUUAAGGCCUUACCCUUUUGCUAUUCCACCACCUCUGAUUCUUUACUUGUGUGCUCAUCUCAUUAGAAACUCUCCUUGAAGUAUGAUGAGGAGGUGAGGACCAGGGAGGAGGCUGAGCAUACCCUGAAGUCGUUUAGGAAGGAUGUAGAUGAUGCUGCUGCCGUUCGCCUGGACCUGGAGCGCCGUGUGGAGACGCUGUUGGAUGAGAUCUCCUUCCUGAGAAAAGUGCAUGACGAGGAAAUCCAGGAGUUGAGCAGCUUGAUGGAAGCUCAACAAGUCUCUGUGGAGCUGGAGCUCGCCAAACCAGACCUCACUUCUGCUCUGAAGGAGAUCCGCAACCAGUACGAGUCCAUCGCCUCCAAAAACCUGCAGUCUGCUGAAGAGUGGUACAAGAACAAGUUUGCCAGCCUGAGCGAGCAGGCAACAAGGAGCAAUGAGGCCAUGAGGGCCAGCAGGGAGGAGAUAAGUGAGUUCAGAAGGCAGCUGCAGUCCAGGACCAUCGAGAUAGAGACCCUGAGGGGUGCCAAUGAGUCUCUGGAGCGGCAGAUUGCAGAAAUGGAGGAUGCACACAACAGUGAAGUCACAGCCAUGCAGGUAAGGAGCCCUGUGAUCACUUUGUGCACUCUCAGUUAAGUCUUGACUUGGAUUUGUUCACACCCAGCCUGUUAUUUUGGAGCCAAAAGCCAGAAAAGCCAUAGGCCAGUGAAUAAGUGACCAGCUGAGAUCACAGCAAGCUUGAUUAGUCAGGUGCACAAUGAUAUUCAUGAUAACUGUGAAAAAUACUAGAAGGCUGUUUUCUGCAAACCAGAAUCAAGUGUUUUUCCAAAAUAAACAAACAGAAGACUCCUCCAAUACGAGCCAGCGCUGAGCAAAGACCUUCUAGUAGUUGAUUGUAGUGGUGACUUGUCAGUCACAGGGUACAGCCAAAUGCUGUAACACCAUACUGUGUUAAAUAAGAAUUGAAAUAAGUUAUUAAGACCAUAAAUUAAUUUUGAAAAUAUUCACUGAGGUCUUAAACCUGCAUAGCUGGAGGUUAGAUUUUUGUAGACUUCUAUAUCAUGAAAUGUGCUGUAUUUUUUCAACCUGUAGAAAUGUUUUUUUGUAGGCAUUCAUAUUUCCUUCACAAAGAGUUCUUUUUUGGACUCAUUGUAAUAUUCUCUAAAAAGCCACUGAAGUGACAUGAAAAUUUAUAUAUAUAUAUCCUAAGAAAUCUUUCGAGACCUCGGAAUUUUUUGUUGCAAAUACAUUUCUUUGACAUGUAACUCCUUCUUAGGUCACAGAAACCAGGGUAAGAUCCACAAAUUUGGCCUUCCUGGGUCAAAGGCUCAUUGGCAGAUAAAUGCUUUUACAAAAGCAACCCAUCUUUUCAGCCUUAGUGAGAUAGACAGUGAGAUACAACCUGAUGAGUGCAAGCUGUCCUCUGAGCUGAACAGCUUACAGUGGAUACUAAUCACAGGUAGCAGUGAGUAGAGUAUUCAGGGACCAUCUGCAAAUUACUUUUGGAAUCGACCAAAGCAUUUUUUUCUUCAUAUCCCCUGCAGAUAUAAAGACAGACAUCUUGGCACCUGUUUAGUAAGUUAGCAUCUAAUAGUAAAGGAAACGUUUUGACUAGGACCAGCCAAAGAAGUUGACAUGAUUUACCUGUGCUGCAGACUUGCACUAUAAUGAACACUUAACCGUCAAAUAUUAGGUAAUGAUCUAUGCAUUGGCUGGUGGAAAACUUGAGAUACAACUAUUUCUUUAAACUGCCUCAUUGUCAAAUGUUAAACUUCAGAUGAACUCAGUGUUGUUUAAAAAAAGAGGAAAUCACCUGCUGGCACAGAGCGUAUGAUGGGCAUGACCGUCUACAACACUGCACAAUAAUAGGAUUGGAGGAGAGCAGACCUCAGAGUCAAGUUCCUCAUAAAUUAUGUCACGGCUUGAGUAAUGCUGUUAGCCAAGUUCCCCCGCUGCAGGGAGCUUCAAACUUAGACAUCAAAAAGAGAUGUCAGUCUUAUAAUGCAAAACGAUCAUGCUGCCUGUGAUAAAUCACUGUGUUAAUUUCUAAGAUGAAUAUCUGCAUGAAGAACAAGCUAGGCUACAGUUAGCAGAUGUUAGCUUAACUCAGUAUCAGAUUAAGAUUUUGGUGUUUAGGUUAGCCGCUUUCUUAUGCUUGCAGUCUUUGUUAUAGGUCAAAGUGAGCUAAGAUAAGCUAAGCGAGCUUUGCUAAGCAGCUUCUGUCUGGAGAUUUGUCAUACAGACACAACAGUGAUUUUUUUACCUUCUCAUGAUGGCAAGAAAGUGGAGAAUCAUUUAUCAUUCAAACAAGAUGAGAAAAAAAAAAGGAGAAAUAAGUGCUCCCUAAAACAUGAUAUUUGUUAUCUUUAAAAUGGCGUAAAUUGAUGGAGGCUAAAGAUACGGUUUCCUUUAUCCAACUCUGUAUUGUGAAAUUUCAGACAUUAGGGUUGUUUGCUUCACGUCUGGGGUCAAACUUGACCUUUCGUGAGAGCUGGUCAAUAUGUGACAGUGAGACUGUGAGUAUGACUGAAACAGAUCUUAGUUAACUGACCCCGCGUGGCUAUUAGAUUAACUUCUGACCUGUUAAAUUGGAUAUAGGAAGGCAGCCUGCUUUCACUGGCCUCUUAGAGGAGGUAAGGCUAAUCCUUGAAGGUUAUUGUAUUCCUUUUAGGCGCAGAAACAAAUUCAGCCUUCAAUAUUUAUACCACAGGAGGCCUCUAACAUGGUGGAUUAAAAUCAAUCUAUACAUGCUUCAUGAAUUUAAUCACUUAAUCUCCGUGUUUUCCUCUCCUCUAAUUCUCUUUCUCUGGAUAUCACAGGACACUAUCAGCCACCUGGAUACUGAGCUAAGGAACCUGAAGGGUGAGAUGGCUCAGCACCUGAGAGAGUAUCAGGACCUGCUUAACGUCAAGAUGGCCCUGGACAUAGAGAUCGCAGCCUACAGGUGCUCACUGCAUUUUAAGGGACAUUAAAAGUUGGGGUCUAAAUAUUGUCUCAGUAGUUUGGUAAUUAAGUGCUUCCAUCAAUGUCUUGUUCAUAGCUGGUGUCAGUGUGUAGUUUUGGUGCUCAGUUCACCUCUACCACAGAGAUAAACACACCGCCACACAUUGAGAUCUAAUCACUCAAGCCUUACAGAGAGCUGGUCUGUGACAGAUUUGUCCAUUUUGUCAUGCCAGCACAUAUCCUGGGGCCACAUUUAGGACCAGCCACUCUCCUGUGUCCACAACGAUCACCAGGAGUAACAGACUAUCCAUCUCUCAGUAAUUUAAUGCACCUGCUUUAAGCUACUGCAGUCUGCACUGUUGUUCUUAUACUUCACCAAUAAACUGCAUAAAGCUGCACAGGAACACCUGGUUAGUAGAUCAAACUCUUAAUAUCACGCCUCCUCUUACCUCCAUAUCUACCCAUUCUCUCCUCCCACUGAGCAACAGACGGCUGUUAGACAUCUAUGUAGUUGUUUUUAGACCUAAUUUUAACCGUCUAUAAUUUGUUUAUUUUUAGACAGAAUUUAGACGUUGCACUUUAGCCCAUUAUUAGAUAGAUAGAUAGAUAGAUAGAUAGAUAUUUUAUUGUCAUUGUGACAAGCAUAAUGAAAUUAAAACUGUGAGUUGCAUAACUGAUCUCCAAGUACUUAACCAAAAUAAUUGAUUGCCGUUCAGCAAUAUACAGUUAGACCUCUCUUAGCCAGCUAGUCUAAACUUGGUUUAGUCUAAAAAACUUUCGUUUUUAGACCUUUGGUAGCCUGAUUUUAGACCAGUCGUCUAGGCAACAUUUAGACGUCUAUUAGACCUCUUUCAGACCAAAAAAUGCUCAGUGGGAUAGAUCAACCUGAUAACAGUAAUUUCUGUUAAAAACAUGGAUGGUAUACAAUCUCUACAUUGUGUGGUGUUUAAAGCCUUUGUUUCCUCUUUGACAUUGUUUCCCUUUCUGUCCCACAAGGAAACUUCUGGAGGGGGAGGAGACCCACUUUAACACAGGGAUGUCGUUCAGUGCUACCAGCUACAGCUACCAGCCUCGCGGCUCCGUCGGCUCCACCAGGAGCAGCCAGAGGGAUAAAGAUGGAGCCAUGAAGGAGAGCUUUAAGGAAAGCCGCGAGGAUAAAGACGAGGCCGACAUCAACUCCAACAACUGACGAGGGAUGUCUACAGAGAUCUGGAGAGUGAAGAAAGGGCUAUACUGUUUGUGUAUUGUCAGUUUUUUCGCAACUCUUAUACAGAUGUUUCGGAGUUAGAGCUGGGAGUCAGGACUUUGGGUGGUAAACAGUAUCUUACAGUUGAAUAAUGCUUCAGAG